This is a messenger RNA of Pollicipes pollicipes, 507 nucleotides long. Its product is annotated as gamma-butyrobetaine dioxygenase. The record is from RefSeq and is a predicted model, not a curated record. Gene Ontology annotation, molecular function: gamma-butyrobetaine dioxygenase activity. The transcript has 3 exons. Gene Ontology annotation, cellular component: mitochondrion. NCBI's taxonomy places the organism in Eukaryota, Metazoa, Arthropoda, Thecostraca, Pollicipedomorpha, Pollicipedidae. Gene Ontology annotation, biological process: carnitine biosynthetic process. The coding region runs from base 227 to 472 and encodes 81 amino acids.
CGCACGCACGACAUCACAACCGCCACUACCGGCACCGCCCGCGACCCGCCGCAGCUGACCCCGAGGAGCAGCGCCGGCGCGGCUUUACGCAGCCGCUGAAAAAGCAGCGCGCAAAAAACCAUGCGCUCAUAACAGAACGGACGGAGAAGGCAAUGUGAACCAAGUGUGCUUCAACAACCCGACCCGCUCAUACCGCCUGAACGUGCCUUUCGACUUAGUGAAGCCCAUGUACGAGGGGCUGAAAAUGUUACAUGACUUGUGCAUGGAGAAGGAAAACCACAUGCUGUAUAAAAUGGCAGACGGCGACGUGCUGGUGUUCAACAACCGACGCGUGAUGCACGGCCGGCGGGGCUACACGGUCACCUCCGACAGCACGCGCACGCUCGAGGGCGGCUACAUCGACUGGGACGAGAUCCUGUGCCGCUACCGUACCGUCUCCGACCUGCUGCGGAGGCCGUCGAUGCGGCGCUAGAGCCGGCAGCCACGGGCCUCUGCCGCGGGCCUCUG